UUUCUGGGUUUUGGUGAUGAAGAUGCGCUGAGCGGCGGUGACGCCUGGCGGCAGAGCGGCCAGCAGAGCGGCCGCCCUCUGACUGGAUCAGAAACGGGAUUAUAAAGUUAUUUCAAAGCAAACAGAGGAAUUGGUGGUGUGUUGGGCCGCUCCCGGGCCGCUGGGUUCGCGCAUGCUUUGGGAGGAGGGGAGUGUGUGUGUUGGAGGGGGAAUGGGUGAGGGAGAGAGAGAGCUCAGGAUCCGGGCCUAGGAAGUGCUGCCGCGGGGACUCGCCUCAUCUCAUCCGCUCUCAAAAAUCCUGAAAUUGGGCCGUUUAUCCGCCAGAAUGAGGCGGCGGCGCGGCGCGGCGGCGCUCCGCGACACCGGAAUGGGCCGGAUCAUGUCAGAAUGAGUGGGCCUUCCACAGGCCCUGACAGGAAGUCCAGCUGCCCUUUGACCCCGUGCUGCAUCAGCCCAGCCAUGUCAGCCGCCGCCUCCUCCCUCAAACACACGUCUGUCUACGGCUACGUCCAGUCAGACCACUCUUCCUCCUCCUCCUCCUCCUCAUACAGCCCCCUGAGGAGGCUGCAGCACCUCACCAAGAUGGUGAGCCGGCCCGACCUGGUGCUGCCGAGCCGGGGGCCCGACCGGCGCUGGGCCUGGGGGUCCAACCAGAGGGACAGGACAGAGGACUGGGGGUCCAACCAGAGGGACAGGGACAGGACAGAGGACUGCUGGGCGGAGUACAGAGAGUAUUCUGUCUCCCAGGAAGACGUUGACAUCUUGUCUUCUUCUGGUGAAAAGCAAACGGAGCUCCAAUCUGCUGUUUCUGAGAAAAUGGGAGGUAACUCUCCGUCCAGCCCGCCGAGCCCGGCCUUCUCUCUGGACAGCAGCAGCCCCUUCGCCAACGGCCUGCUGCACUUCGACUCGGCUCUGUUUGAGGCCGACGGCGUCGACGAGGAGCCGCAGAGCGCCGCGCCCGGCCCUGGUUUCCUGGACAAACGCGACCAGCCGCCGACCGCGCUGCAGCUCGCCCCCGUAGACGCUCGUCUGGACCCAGAGGAGUCGGCGGCGGCGGCGCCCAAGGUGGUGACGCGCUCCCAGUCCUCGGGUCAGCGCCGGCGGUACUGGGACGGCUCAGAGGACGAGUGGGACAGCGACUCGGAGCUCUUCCUGUUCGAUGACUGUCCUGCAUGGCGGACGGUGCAGCCGAGCGGCUCCAGGAAAAAGCCUCCGCCUCCGGUGAAGUUCGCUGAGGGGGAAAUCGUUUGGGCGAAGUUCGGCCGCCGGCCCUGGUGGCCGUGUGAGGUGCUGUCCGACCCGGCGCUGGGCGUCUACCACCGGAUGAAAGAGCCCUGUGACCGGCUCUGUCGGCUGUAUCACGUCCGGACCUUUGGGGAGCCGAAGGAGUUCGUUUGGGUGGAGGAAAAAUCAACUCAGGCUUUCCACGGAGGCUUUGAGUUCGACCAACUUCUCCUUUUGAGACGAAGAAGCAAGCAAAGAGAGCAGAACAACAGAAACACUAUCCCUAAGCGUUUCCAGCAUUUGUGGAGAAGCAGUGUGGCCGAGGCUGAAUCUGUUCUGUCGGGGCGGCCCGACGUUUCUCCGUCUCUGGCUCCAUCCACAGAUCAAACCUUUUCCUGCAGUUCCCCGGCAGAAGGACAGAAGAAGCCCCAUCCAGCCGUUCCCUCGGCUCCCACUGUUUCUGAACCGUUGCACUUAAAGAAUGGAUCCACCUCGUCUGCAGCUACAGCACAGACAAAACCAAGCACUUUAAAGAAAACUUCUAGCAAGAAGCAGCAAAGCAAAUCCCUUCAGGACCUUGGGAAUGAGAACACAUUGUGUUGCAGUCUUGAUCAGUCUCACAGAGACAACGGCGAGUGCCCGUACUCUGAUCUCGACUCGGUCCCAAAGAUUUUGUGUCCUAAAGCACUCGAGCGUCAGCCGAAGCUGCUUCCAUGCCAGCCGUCUGCGGCUGCAGUCAAAGAGCUAAAGAAGCAGCCAGACACCCAGACCGGACUGUGGUUCAGUAAAUCGGGCCGAGACCGGCGACCAAAAACUACCAGCCCAGUGUCAGACCGCUCCCUCUUUAGUAAGGGUCCCUGUAAGAAAAAGCACUUAUCCACCGUUAGCAAGAAGGCGCCAGUUCCCUCCACCUCGCUGAUCAGCGCUGGGUCCAAUGACCCGGUCAUACUGGCAGACACUAAUAAGGCAACAGAUAAUGGUCCAAUACAUGAACAGUCGGUACCUGAGAAAUGUAGAGCCAGCGAGGCCAACCCUGUUGAAGGAAGAGGCAGGUCUUUAGACAGACCAGCGGCCCAGAUGUCCACUGAAGACAAACUGACUUCUGAGACCAAAACAAACCCUUCAAGCAUUUCGUCUGACGAUCCGGAUGUCGAAAAAGACUUUCAUCCCUCAAAGAAAGUCUGUUUAAAUGACGACUCAGAUUCUCCACAGACGGUAACAUUUGUAAGUUCAACUGAACUCUCUGUCGUAAUUGCUACUAAACAACUUGAUGAAACUGAAAAACCUUCUGACCAGGAGAAAGAAAGCAGGCAGACGUUGGGGCCUUGUUUAGAAGUCGGAAACAAGGAUCCAGUCUCAAUAUUAGAAAAGCAACAAAAUCUGGUCUCUAAAUGCAGACUCCCGUUUGUGAAACUAAUACGCAAGGAGUUGGAACAAAACAAAUAUUUACACUCAUGUCUGACAAAUGUCACCACUAACAGAAGUGAAUGCAAUAAGAAAGAGAAGACAUCAGAUAGUAAUGUGAAUAAAGCAGCAGCUAAUAAAUCAGACUUGACAGGCAGCAAAACGAGCGAGGAUCAAAUUACACCUUCAAAAUUCAUCAAGGUCUCGGUCAAGAAGCUACGAGCUAGAAGUGAGUCUGGCCUACUUCAGCUGUCAUCAGAGUCACCGCCCGAACACAACGCCAAGAAACAUGAACACAACGCCAAGACACCCGAACACAAGACACCCGAACACAACGCCAAGAAACAUGAACACAAGACACCCGAACACAAGACACCCGAACACAACGCCAAGACACCCGAACACAACACUCCCACGCCCAGAAACAACACUCUCACUUCCACAAAACCUUCUGAUGCGUUGAGCAGCCCAGAAGUAGAACGUAUCCCAGCGUCAAACGUUAGUCUAGAAAGUAUCACCACCUUGUUGUGCAAUGAAUCAGACAGAUUAGAAUGUAAAGACAUUUCUGUUUGCAGUCAAACAAAGACAUCGUCUGACCAGCCAGGCAGCUCAGAGGAAAACACUUCAUCUACUAAAACUGCAGCUUCUCCAACAGGAAGUCCUCACCUCCCUGAAAGUCAAUCUGCUCCAAAAUCCAGAAAAGCUGUUCACAGAUUGAAGCAGGCUAAAGAAAUUCAGAAAGUCCUGAAAGAGCAGCCGGCGCAUCUUCCAGCAAGCAGUCGGCUGAUGACCAGAGCGCUGAAGGCCUUGCAGCUUGUUGACCAGAGGAAGCGUAGAAAAGCCCGGCAGGAGAUUGAGCAAACUAAGCUGAGCAAACCUCUGGACACAGUUCAGGAUUCUGCUGAGCCCAAAUUUGAUAUUUGCACUAAUUUAAAACUUGCAAAAUCUACUCACAUUGACAAUGGAGACUGCUUUUCUAGAUGUAGCUCCCCUUCCAUACUGUUCUCUGAUUCAGGUGAUUUUGAAGCUGAUGUUAAAAGUGAGGAUGAAGACCUUUCAGUUUCUUCAACUCCGCCAAUGGACUUCAUACCCCUUACAUCUAUAGUUAAGGCAAAGCACAAAGAUCUGCCCCCAACAACACAACCUCCAUCACCUCAAUCACCGUUUUCCUUCAUGAAAGCCUUCAAGAAUGUCACGGAGGUUUCCUUUCAGUCCUUACCAAACGGCAGCAAUGGAAAGCCGGUCUCUUUCAGGCCAGACUCAAAGUACCAGUUUAGCACUUUUCUUAUGAUGCUGAAGGACUUGCAUGACACUAGAGAGCGAGAAGGCACGCCCCUAGAGUUGGAGAUUGGGCCACCCAGUGCACAUGUGAAGGAGGAGCCGCUGAUGAUGCCAAACAAGACUCCUCCACUGGAAGGACACGGCCACACAUGUGUUCUUGGCAAAGCCGAUCCAAUCGCAGAUAAAAGUGUGAUUGGACAGAACGGAUGUGGUAAAGGCCAGAAACUCAAGAGGCCCUGUAGCAGAAAGAGUGGCAGCCAUUGGUUGAAAGGGAAAACCAAUCGCAGAGUGUCUGGACCUGGUUUUCCUGGAGUAAAGUCAGCAACAGGAAUCACUUCCUGGCCAACAGCAGAUAUUACUUCAAAAAUACUGGAUGUACAAAUUGGCAGCAGCUGGAUCCAGGCUGGCUGCAGUGGAGACAUCAGUGGGCAAGAGGAGCAGCAGAGAUGGGAAAGACUGGAGGGCAACCAGCAGGUUGGUGUUCCUCUGGAAAGGAGGGAAUGUCUGACACUCAUCCUGGAACAACCAACCAGCCUCGGAGACGACAAGAUGAACAAGACGGACUUGAUUCUUGAAGCUGAGGAACAAGACCAGACUUCAGCCGAACAUAAACGAAAACGGAAACCCAGCAAGAGACUCCUUGAAUGGACUGAAGAGUACAACCAGAUCUUCUCCCCAAAGAAGAAACCCAGAAAGUCCGUCCAGCUGUUUGGGAAGGCCAUUGGAUCUGUGGCUGCCCUGUGUGAGCUUUCGGACUUGGGGAAGAACAUGGCCGACAGCCCAUCGUCCUCCUUGCCUCCUGAAAUCCUGACGCCGCCGCCGGAGGAGUUGGCUCCAGCCACGCCUUCAGAAACCCACAUUUCCAAAGCAGAGCCGCCAUCGACCCAAGAGCUUCCGGUGCUUUCCAUCGACUCCUUAACUCCGCCCCCUGAAGCUGAGCCCUCCCUGCCAGACGGCCUAGUCAAAGGCAACAAAGUUUCUCCUGUGCUUGAAAAGAAGCGGAAGAGGAAACCCACGCAGAAGAUCCUGGCGUAUUGCCUGGAGGCCGAGGCGUCGGCCGCCCCGAAGAAGAAGGUUAAAACACUGAGGAUGAAUUCAAAUGCUGGACCUCAGUCAGAUUUUUCUCCACCAUCUUUAAAAGUGAACCCGCCCUCUGAGCCGCCGCCCUGCACGCCCCUCCCCCCUGUGACCUCUGACCCCCCGGCGGCCCCCAGCCCCCCUGAGCAGGUGGAGCCGCCCCCAGCAGACGCCUUCCAGUCUGACGACGGCAGCUUCCAGGAGGAGGCGCUGGAGUCAGAGGAUGACAGGUUUCUGCUGGAGAACCGGUUUCCCCCCAUGAAGGACGACCUGCUGGGCGACGACGCGCCUCCGCCUGCCAGGAAGAUCAUCGGCGACCGGGGAGGCCCCGCCUCCAUGAAGGAGAACGUCUGCCAGGUGUGUGAGAAGACGGGGGAGCUGCUGCUGUGUGAGGGUCAGUGCUGCGGCGCGUUUCACCUGGCCUGCAUCUCUCUGGCCAAGGCGCCGAAAGGGAAGUUCGUCUGCCCAGAAUGCAAAUCAGGCGUCCACACCUGCUUCGUGUGUAAGAAGCGCAGCGAAGACGUUCGCCGCUGCAUGAUCCCCGUCUGCGGGAAGUUUUACCACGGAGAGUGCAUCGCUAACUACGCCGCCACCGCGCCGGUCCACCGGAGCUUCCGCUGCUCCAUCCACGUCUGCCUCACCUGCUUCAUCUCCAGCCCCGGCAGCUCGUCCGUCUCCAAAGGCCGUCUGGUGCGAUGCGUUCGCUGCCCCGUUGCUUAUCACGCCACCGACCUGUGCAUGGCCGCCGGCAGCGUUGUGCUUUCCAACAACAGCAUCAUCUGCCCCAACCACUUCGCGCCACGUCGCGGCGUCAAGAACCACGAACACGUCAACGUCAGCUGGUGCUUCGUCUGCACCGAAGGAGGAAGCCUGCUGUGCUGCGAAUCGUGUCCCGCCGCGUUUCACAGAGAGUGUCUGAACAUGGAGCUGCCCAAAGGCAGCUGGUUCUGCAACGACUGCAAGGCGGGGAAGAAGCCGCGCUACCAGGACAUCCUGUGGGUGAAGGUCGGCCGCUACAGGUGGUGGCCAGCGGAGGUCAGCCAUCCCAAAACCAUCCCAGAAAACAUCCAGCGCAUGCGGCACGACGUGGGCGAGUUCCCCGUUCACUUCUUCGGCUCCAACGAUUACCUGUGGACCUACCAGGCCCGCGUCUUCCCCUACAUGGACGUCGACGCGAACAGCAAAGAGAGGAUGGGCAAAGGAGUCGAUGCGACGUACAAGAAAGCGCUGGAGGAGGCGGCCGUGCGAUUUCGUGAGCUUCAGGCAGAGAAGGAGCUUCGGCAGCUUCAGGAGGACAGAAAGAACGACAGGAAGCCGCCGCCGUACAAACACAUCAAGGUGAAUCGUCCGAUUGGGAAGGUUCAGAUCCUGACUGCUGACCUGUCAGAAAUCCCGCGCUGCAACUGCAAGGCGACAGASGAGAGUCCGUGUGGGAACGACUCUGAAUGCAUCAACCGCAUGCUGCUGUACGAGUGCCACCCUCAGGUGUGUCCGGCUGGUGAGCGGUGCCUGAACCAGACCUUCACCAAGCGCCAGUACAGCCAGGUGCAGAUCUUCCGGACGCUGUCUCGCGGCUGGGGCCUUCGCUGCGCCCACGACAUCAAGAAGGGUCAGUUUGUGACCGAAUACGUUGGGGAGGUGAUCGGCGAAGACGAGUGCAGGUCGAGGAUCCGACACGCCCAGGAGAACGACAUCUGCAACUUCUACAUGUUAACUCUGGACAAGGACAGAAUAAUCGACGCCGGGCCGAAGGGCAACGAGGCUCGCUUCAUGAACCACAGCUGCCAGCCCAACUGUGAGACGCAGAAGUGGACGGUCAGCGGGGACACGCGGGUGGGACUGUUCGCUCUGGUGGACAUCGCUGCAGGCGCAGAGCUCACCUUCAACUACAACCUGGAGUGUCUGGGCAACGGGAAGACGGUCUGUAAAUGCGGCUCCGCAAACUGCAGCGGCUUCCUGGGCGUGAGGCCAAAGAACAACCCUCCAUCCGACGACAAGGGCCGCAAGCUGAGGAGGCGGGGCCACGGCCGGAAGAAGAAGAAGAAGAAGGCGCUGCCGACCAAAGAGAGGGAGGACGAGUGCUUCAGCUGCGGAGACGGAGGACAGAUGGUGUCCUGCAAGAAGCCAGGAUGUCCCAAAGUCUACCAUGCAGACUGCCUGAACCUCACCAAGAGGCCCGCAGGUCAGACUCCUUCGGGACUGGGGGCCAAAUCGAGGCCCGCAGGCCAAAUCUGGCACGCCCUAGAUAUUUAUGUGGCCUUCAAGACUCAAGAUGGCCGCAUAAAUACAGGUCACCUGUCCUCUAUAACAGGACCGGUGACCUGCUGUUGGGCUACAAAACAUUCAUUACAGUUAAAGCACAAAAUCAUUAAGGCCUAAGAGAAAUGUACUUUCUGUUCCAAAUGAUUUUUAAGAGUUUAUUAAUAAAACUGAUUAAAGAUGUUUCCCUCCUUCAGUCAGU
This is a messenger RNA of Poecilia reticulata (guppy), 7447 nucleotides long. The record is from RefSeq and is a predicted model, not a curated record. Lineage: Eukaryota; Metazoa; Chordata; Actinopteri; Cyprinodontiformes; Poeciliidae.